Molecule: messenger RNA, 4851 nt
Organism: Pelodiscus sinensis (Chinese soft-shelled turtle)
Lineage: Eukaryota; Metazoa; Chordata; Testudines; Trionychidae
Source: RefSeq, a predicted model, not a curated record
GCGGCCCCGCCCAGGGGGAUCCGGUCCCUGGGGGGUGUUUGGCAGCGCUGGAGAGGGGAAAGCGACUGGGAUGGGAGCCGGUGGAGUGAGCGUCCCCCCCGCCGGACGGUGCAGUUGGUGCAGUCCGGGAAGAUGGCUACAUUGUAUCAGGAAGCUGUCACUUUGGAUCUUUUGCUUUAUGAUGUACAGGGCUGCGCAUCCCUCGGUGGGGCUGAACAUUUGCCGUAGCAGAUGCCUAAAGGAAGAGGUGACCUUCUAAGCAGCAAGAUGAGUGAAUGGCAAAGGAUUUUUGUGCAAAACCUGGCUGUUCCUCCGCACUGCCAAAGGAGGCGACACCCCCCGAGGGAAUCAAUAGCAUUUCAGUGUGUCCUGAAGUAUGUUGAGGGAAAUGUAAUGAAGCAGCGUGUGCUCGAAGGCUUGUCGGAGGUUGAGUUCCAGCUCCGCCUGACCCUCUUUGACAUCACGUACCGUCUUUUCUUUGGGAGAACAUGGAAGAGCAGCACAAGGCCGCUCAAAGCUGGGCCAGGACAGCCACCCAAAGUGGUGUUCAAUGAGACUCUUUACUUCCACACAUCUUUAAACCACCCCAGCAUCGUCGCCGUGGUGGAAGUGGUGGCGGCAGCCAAGACGCGAGAGGGGACGCACCAGGAUCUGACGUGCGGGUUUGGAAUUCUGCACCUGUUCAACAGCAGGUCAGAGCCAACAGACAUGGCCACGACAGACAGAGGGCUCAAGCUGUAUCAUGGGACUCCGCGAGCGCUCCUGCACCCGCUCCUGCAGGACCCGAUCGAACAGAAUAAAUACAUGACGGUGGUAGAGAACACUCACCUCCAGUACACCCUGCGGCGGCACCCGCCCCUCGAGGCCACGUACCACCUCUUCCCUGAGAACACGCUGGUGUCUGGGCUGGAGAAGAUCCCUGGCUUGCUACCAACACAUGGGGAAACAAAUGAUUUCUUUCGAAAACCCCACCUCAUGAAGUCGGUCACAUGGCACGUGGAUAAGCUGUCCAUCCAUUUGUACCCUUCAUUAGAAAAGUUUGAGGAAGAGCUGCUGGAUUCACUCAAUUGUGAUCGUUUACUGAAGGACAGCUCGGUGGUGGAUGGGAGCGGAGUCGUUAUCCAGGAACGCCGGUUGCACGUCGGGGUCCACAACGGCUUCUGCUUCGUCCAGGCGCCGCAGGUGGUGGUGGUGGUGCCGCAGGCCGAGGUGGCCCGGGGGCGCUCAGCCAGCGUCCACAGGAAACGAGGGCCCAGCGCCAAACCAAGUGUGGUUGGUCAAGCUUUGGUUCUGAGAAGCCGCAUUCGUCUGACUGAGAUGGUCCGUCACCCAGCAUUCGCAAUCGUCUUCCAGCUGGAGUACGUGUUCUGGGCGCCAAGCGGAGUCGAGAGGAAGGUGUUGUCCAUGUCCUCUUUGGCUAAAGCAGCCUAUAUGCAUUCCAUCCGAUGGGCUGUUUGGAAUCCUUCGCUGGACUCGAGUUCUACAGAAGUGAUCUUACCACUGCAAGGAGGUGCCCAGCAUAACCCCAGCCAUGUGCUGGUUUACAAGAUGCCUCCUACCAGCAUGAGCUCUGAAGAGGUGAAGCAGGUUGAGUCUGGCACAGUCCAGUUCCAGUUUUCCACUGAUUCAGAGGAACAUCUUGGAACUUCUACAAAUGCGUUCAGUCACAUCGGACAAGAAUCGCUUCACUCAGUCAAGCCACGCAUACCCUCUCGCAGUGCACCGUCUUCACCUCAGAUGUUGGUUUCUACUCAAGACUAUCCUCAAGGGCCUGGGCUGUCGCUAUCCCAGCUGUCUGCAUCACCACGUUCUCCUCCUGUCAGCCCCUCAUCCAACCCCCCGUUUCAACGGCAAACUGGCUCUCCGGUGCCCCGGUCCCCUGGGACGAGCCAGCGCAGACGUGCACAGGAGCCGUACGGAAGCAGUGGCGGCGGCAUAGCUCACCUGGAGGCUGAGCUCGGCCACGGCGCCUUGGUCCUGGAUUCCUCGGCAAGUGACCAGCUGCAGGAGCUGCCUUUUGCUCCCGUGCACGCUCCUAUCGUUGCCAUGGGAACCCAGAGUAGGAGUUCUAGCUCGGUCCUCACUCGGGCCUCUCUCUCUCGCUUGCAUGCCGCUGGCUUUCCGGAAAUCCUGGAUUGUAACAAGGAGCCAGCAGAAGUUGUGGACCCCACAGACUCCGUGAACUUCAACCCUCAAAGGGAAGAAGCUGACUUCUUGCAAAGCAACGAAAUCAUUUUGCAGUUCCUUGCCUUCAGCAGGAUCCCACAGGAUGGCAUGGGGACAGCAUGGCCAAGGACCAUGUAUUUCACCUUCCAGUUUUACCGUUUCCCACCCGUCACAACACCACGAUUGCAGCUGGUCAAGAUGGACCACUCUGGGACAGCCAGUUCGGCUGCCUCUUCCUAUGUCUUAGUCCAGAUCGAGAAAGAUGGAACCCUUAAGAGCGGAUCUGCAGGGUUUCAGCUAAAGUAUAUGGUGGACCCUGCCUUUCUGAAGCCAGGAGAACAACGCUGGUUUGUACGUUAUAUAGCUGACCACAACCUCCAGAUCGAUGUUUGGGACGGAGAUUCAUUGCUCCUCGUUGGAUCUGCUGCCAUGAAGCUGAAGUCCGUGAAGCCCAUUGGUGUCUACGCAGUCGUGAAAGGCCGACUCCACCUGAACUUGGCCAAUGUUGGUCACCUGUGUGAGCAGAGGCUGAAGAAGUCAAACUCCUUGCCCCCCUCCCACUCUCGCAUUGUCUCCUCGCAUGACGGGACCAGCGGCUUCCAUGGAGGCAGCUUGUUCUCCUUCCACACCCCUGGGGCUAAGAACGUGUGCCAAGCCCAGAAGCUGGGGGAAGGGGACGGCGAGCUGGCGGCCAUGUUGGGCCAGCGUGAGGAGCGCAUGCAGCACUCCAGGGACCUGCAGAUCAUCGAUGCUUACCGGGAGCGCCUUAAGGCCGAAGGCAUCUCCAGCAUGCUGAGUCAGGCCAUCACCACCAACUACACGCUCUACGCCACGCUGGGCACCGCCGAGUUCUUUGAGUUUGCCCUGAAAAACCCCUACAAUGUCCAGCACACGGUGACCAUCGAGAUUGACCAUCCUGAGCUGAGUGUGAUUGUGGACAGCAGGGAGUGGAGACACUUCAGAGAGCUGACCCAAACCAUUAGCACGCCAGUCGAAGAGGACAUGUUUCACCUUCAGGACAACCAGAUGCCUCAGAUCUACCUGCGCCCCAAAGAGACCAUUCACAUUCCAUUUAAAUACCAGACCUUCUCUGGAGACCACGCUGUCAUGAUGCAGCCCGGCCCUGCUGAGCUGAGAUUCAAUAAAGGCAAGGAAACUGCACCACCCUGGAAAUCCAGUGCCUUGCUGACAAAACGCAUCAAGGUCUCCUUUAAGGCAAAUGGCCACAAACCCAUUGCGAUUCUCAGUGUCAGUGUGGAGUCUCAGCCCCCCGUGGUGGAUCAGACGUUCCGAUUCUAUCACCCGGAGCUCACCUUCCUGAAGAAAUCCAUACGGUUACCUCCGUGGUACACUCUGCCAGGUGCUCCUGCGGGAAUGCCAGGUGGGGAACCCGAGAUGUACGUCCGCUGCAGUGACCCCAACAUCAUUUGCGAAACCAAAAAAAUGGGGCCUGGGGAGCCACAGGACGUGUUUUUAAAAGUAGCUGGAGGACCAAGCCCACAGAUCAAAAAAUUCUUUGUUGCUAUUUACACGGACGCCUGGCUUGCUGCUCCCAUCCAGAUCUGGCAGGUUUACCUUCACUCGCUGCAACGUGUGGACGUGAGCUGCAUAACUGGCCAGCUGACUCGCCUUUCCCUGGUUCUCAGGGGCACCCACACCAUCAGAAAAGUGAGAGCUUAUACCUCACAUCCGCAGGAGCUGAAGGUGGAUCCAGAAGAGGUGUUUAUUCUCCCUCCGAAUGGCAUGCAGGACCUGCAUGUUGGCGUGAGGCCACAGAAAGCUGGCAGCAGGUUUAUCUACCUCAAUCUGGUGGAUGUGGAAUACCACCAGCUUGUUUCGUCCUGGCUGGUGUGUGUCUCCUGCCGACAGCCCAUCAUUUCUAAGGCGUUUGAAAUAACACUCCCUGCCGGCGGAGGGAAAGGCUCCAACAAGCGGAUCACGUACACGAACCCGUAUCCCUCCCGGAGGGUGUACUUCCUGCAUACCAACCGAGCGGACCUGCUGCAGUUCAAGGAGGAUUCCUUUGAGCUUGGAGGAGGGGAGACGUACACCAUUGGCUUGCGGUUCGCACCCAGCCAGAGCACCGGCGAGGAGGAAAUUCUGAUUUAUAUCAACGACCAGGAAGACAAGAAUGAAGAAACCUUCUGUGUGAAGGUUGCCUAUCAAUAAAGGGGAGGCUUUUGUGUCUGACGCUCGGCAGAAUGACCCGUUCCUGGAGCAUCUGGCAACGCUUUCAUCUUCCUGCAUCUGCCAAGGAGUCCUGUUGUUACCAGUUUGAGAGACUUUUCCCUCCACAGAUUUCCUAGGUCUCCUGAAUUCUCCUUGACCGUGGUUGUCUGCAGACAGAAAAGCGAUCGAACUGCUCUGUGACCCUCGCCCACAUGCUGGCAGGAUGUGUUUCCUUCCUGUUUGCAGUGUGCCUCUGUCUAAUCCAGACAUGGCCGAGCCACUGUGAUUUGUUGUCUGACUGAAAUCUUGGCACAUUAACAUGACCUCCAAUGAUGUAACAGAGCCAUAUUUGUUCUACUUAAGAUGGUAAAUGAAUUCCUGUGUAUUUAUGCCAUAUGCCACAGUCCAGAUGAUCGUCGCUAUUUCUGUUUUCCUUUCCUGGGCUGAGGGCUUGUUUGGAUUUUUAUUUGUUUAAUUCUUUUUUAACAGAUUUUUAUAAAGCCACAUUUCCUGUAA